GGGCUGGGCUGGACAGGGCUGACUUCCCAUUCUGUGGAGUGGUGCAGGGGAGAGAGGCUGGGGAUUUGCAGAGCUUCAGGCUGCAGCUUGUCAAGAGCUAAGCAAAGACAGGGGCAUCACAAAGAUGGCAGAAGCUCAUCAGGCUGUAGCAUUCCAGUUUACAGUAACUCCAGAUGGAAUUGACCUAAGAUUAAGCCAUGAAGCUCUGCGACAGAUCUACCUUUCUGGCCUCCACUCCUGGAAGAAGAAGUUUAUUAGGUUUAAGAAUGGGAUCCUCACCGGCGUCUUCCCAUCAACCCCAACCAGCUGGUUAGUGGUAGUGGUUGGUGUGACCUCCACAUCAAUGUACACCAAAGUGGAUCCAUCAUUUGGGUUGAUAGAGAAAAUAAACCAGGCACUUGCUACCACCGGCUACAUGUCCAGUCAGACUCAGAACAUUGUCAGUAAUGUCCUCUUUGGCACAGGCUUUUGGGUGGCCUUGACCGCAACAAUGCGAUAUUCCCUAAAGAUGCUUCUGAAUUAUAAUGGAUGGAUGUUUGAAGAGCAUGGAAAACUCUCCAAGAGUACAAGGUUAUGGAUGGGAAUGGUGAAAUUGUUCUCUGGCCGAAAGCCUAUGCUUUACAGCUUCCAAACUUCUCUUCCUCGUCUCCCCGUGCCAGCUGUGAAGGACACGGUCAAAAGGUUCCUGGACUCUGUGAAACCACUGAUGGAUGAGGAACAAUUUAAGAGAAUGGAAGGUCUUGCCAAAGAUUUUGCCGUCAACCUGGGACCAAGGCUUCAGUGGUACUUGAAACUGAAAUCGUGGUGGGCCACAAACUAUGUCAGCGACUGGUGGGAAGAAUACAUCUACCUCAGGGGUCGCGGGCCAAUCAUGGUCAACAGUAAUUACUAUGCAAUGGAUUACCUUUAUGUCUUGCCAACCACAGUGCAAGCAGCCAGAGCUGGCAAUGCGAUCCAUGCACUUCUGCUCUACCGGAGAAAACUGGACAGGGAGGAAAUUAAACCGAUUCAGCUGAUGGGAUCCACAGUUCCAUUAUGUUCAGCUCAGUGGGAAAGAAUGUUUAAUACUUCCCGUAUACCCGGAGAAGAGACAGACACCAUUCAGCACGUGAAGGACACCAAACAUAUUGUUGUCUACCAUAAGGGUCGUUACUUCAAAGUGUGGCUGUAUCAUGAUGGAAGGUUAUUGAAGCCGAGAGAGAUUGAACAACAGAUGCAACGAAUCAUUGAUGACAAGUCUGGACCUCAGCCUGGAGAGGAAACACUGGCCGCACUCACCGCAGGAGACAGGGUCCCAUGGGCCAAGGCUCGUAAAGAUUACUUCGGAAAUGGAAAGAACAAGCAAAGCUUGGACGCUGUUGAGAAAGCUGCUUUCUUUGUAACUCUAGAUGACACCGAGCAAGGAUACAACAAGGAAGACCCAGUGACCUCCCUCGACAAAUAUGCCAAGUCUCUCCUACAUGGAAAAUGCUUUGACAGGUGGUUUGACAAAUCAAUGAGUUUCAUUGUCUUCAAGAAUGGCAAGAUGGGUAUGAACUGUGAGCAUUCCUGGGCCGAUGCCCCAAUUGUCGGUCAUCUGUGGGAAUAUGUCAUGGCAACUGAUAAAUUGGACCUUGGCUAUAACGAAGAUGGUCAUUGUAGGGGGGAUGUCCAUCCUAGCAUUCCUCCUCCAAGCAGACUGCAGUGGGACAUCCCAGAAGAGUGCCAAAAUGUGAUUGAGAGUUCCUUGACUGUUGCCAAUGCCCUCGCAGAUGAUGUUGACUUUCAUUCAUUCCCUUUCGAAAACUUUGGCAAAGGUCUCAUCAAGAAAACUAGAACAAGCCCUGAUGCCUUUGUUCAGCUGGCUCUUCAACUGGCACACUUCAGAGAUAAAGGCAAGUUCUGUCUGACAUAUGAGGCCUCCAUGACAAGGCUGUUCAGAGAAGGCAGAACUGAGACAGUCCGCUCAUGUACCAUUGAGUCCAGUGAAUUCGUUUUGGCCAUGUCAAAUCCCAAAGAAAAUAAUGACUCAAGAGUGAAGUUUUUCAAGGCAGCAGCAGAGAAACAUCAGCAGAUGUACCGUCUGGCCAUGACCGGGUCUGGAAUAGAUCGUCACCUCUUCUGUCUUUAUGUUGUGUCCAAGUACCUGGCAGUGGACUCACCUUUCCUUAAAGAAGUUCUGUCAGAACCAUGGAGACUGUCUACAAGUCAAACACCUCAGCAACAGGUUCACCUUUUCCAACUGGAGAAGUAUCCCGAAAAUGUCUCAAGUGGUGGUGGCUUUGGACCUGUUGCCAAUGAUGGAUACGGUGUUUCCUAUAUCAUUGUUGGUGAAAAUCUGAUCAAUUUCCACAUAUCAAGCAAAUUUUCUAGCCCGGAAACAGACUCUCACCGCUUUGGACAACACAUCAGACAAGCCAUGCUGGAAAUGAUGGGCUUAUUCAACAACUCCACAAACAACUGCAACAAAGGAAAGAAAUAAAGCCUCCAAGUCUGAAGAUGAGAUGGAAUAAAAAACAAACCUAAAAAAAACGAGAAAAAAAACCUGAAGACUCCCUGACCCGUU
This is a messenger RNA of Bufo bufo (common toad), 2545 nucleotides long. It is a transcript of the gene CPT1A, whose product is annotated as carnitine palmitoyltransferase 1A. Gene Ontology annotation, molecular function: carnitine O-palmitoyltransferase activity. NCBI's taxonomy places the organism in Eukaryota, Metazoa, Chordata, Amphibia, Anura, Bufonidae. Bases 125 to 2461 code for a protein of 778 amino acids. Gene Ontology annotation, biological process: carnitine metabolic process; fatty acid metabolic process. Gene Ontology annotation, cellular component: mitochondrion. The transcript has 19 exons. The record is from RefSeq and is a predicted model, not a curated record.